AUGUCGGGUGAGAGGCAGAUGAGCACGCCUGCGUGGCUCAUGGACUUCACAUCCAACGCAGCGGAAACGUUUGUAACGGCGUACUAUGCUGCGUCCGACUCGCCCCAGCGUGCACAGCUUCUGCCAUCACUGUACCUCCCCAACUCGUCCAUUUCAUGGAAUGGCAACCCCAUUAGCGGCACUGCGCAUUAUGCACAGUGGCUCGAUGCCCAGCCUGGCUCACAACAUGAAAUUCAAUCGUUUGAUUGUCACCCACUUGGGCCCUACAAUGCCCAUGAACAAAACGAGGCGCCUUCCCUCUUGCUUACCGUGUCGGGCACCGUAGCGCACUAUACGCCCGAAUCCCUGCUCACCAAGCCAGGGAAUGCGCCCAAAUCCGCCUCGGCUACAGGCUCGUCCAAGAAAAAGUUUGAUGCGGAUGCCCCGCUGGAAUCCCAUCCUCGUGUUUUUUCGCAGACCUUUGUCUUGAUCAACGGCGCUGGCACCAAUACAGAGGGCGGUGUGCCGUUCGUAUGGACGCCACCCAAGUCGACGAAAAACAAGAACCAACCGCAAACGGAUGCGCGCACGGUCGCCAAGUACUUUGUGCAGGCGGACAGCUUCCGUUUCGUUGGUUGA
Messenger RNA from Malassezia pachydermatis, 618 nucleotides. RefSeq names its product ntf2-like protein. The coding region runs from base 1 to 618 and encodes 205 amino acids. NCBI's taxonomy places the organism in Eukaryota, Fungi, Basidiomycota, Malasseziomycetes, Malasseziales, Malasseziaceae. Gene Ontology annotation, cellular component: nuclear pore central transport channel. The record is from RefSeq and is a predicted model, not a curated record. Gene Ontology annotation, biological process: protein import into nucleus. The transcript has 2 exons.